AACGGAGACCUUGUAGGAUCCCCAUGAUUUUGAUGAGAAAAACCUAUUCCAUUGGUUCCUGGAAGAUGUUCCCAAAAUGGCGCGCGGUGGGCUCCUACCUCCUGCAGCACUUGGGGCGCUCUCGGGGCUGGUGGUUGUGGUCUUGCUGCAGUCCAACACGCAGGAGAGACUUUUCAACACACUACAACCUGGCGUGCUGACGCGGACGGCUGAGACUGUGCGAGCUGAAGUGACUCAGGCCGGAACCUCCAAUGUUCAAGCCAAGGUCGAAGCGCCCAGCCCUGCAGUUGUGGCACCACCCUCCGUGACAGCUCCAACGGCAGUGGCCCCUGUGGCACCGGUGCCGGUGCCCGAGGCAGCUCCAAAAGCAGAGGUCAAAGACACCUCGGGUCUUACACCCUCCUCCGAUGAAGAACGUCGCGUGCUGGAUGUGGUGAAGAAGAGGGCUGGAGUGUACAAAGAUAAGGAUGCGCAUCCGGAAUUUGCAUCAGUUGUGCUCCUUACAGCUGCAAACUAUGCAUAUUUUUCCAUUUACAACAAUUGGCGUUGCAAUGCAGAGAGGCAUGGUUUGGAUUGGGCUGUGAUAGCCAAUGAUGACAAAGCCUUUGAAGAAUUGGGACCAGACAGAGGUUUGCUGGCGAUUGGAGAGAAAGUAAGUGGAAUGAAUGGAUGGGGCAGCGCCAAACUGGACAGCGUUGGACGGAACAAGAUGUUUAUGGUGUUGACCAUCAUGAGGAUAGCAGAUCUUGGAGUUGUGUUCACUGAUGCCGACAACAUGUUUCUUGGAGAUCCAUUUGCACAAGGGGUCCAUUUGGGAGAUCUGAUUCGCAGUGGUAAGUAUGACUAUGUCUACCAAGAGGAACUGGCCAAGGCCCCAGCAAAAGAUCACGUGGUGCCUGGUGAUGGUGGCAACACUGGUUUUUUCUAUGCGACGCCACGCAACAACAAGAAGAUGAUUUCCUUCUUCACGGAUGUUGUUGCAGAGGUCGAUCGGCAGCGAGAGGAUGCUUUCCGUAAAUCCGGCGAACGACUGGGUGCUGAUCAGCCCAUCUUCUGGCAAGUCAUGCAGAAGCUGCGAAGCACACAGGGCCAAACUGGGCCAGGAGGAUUCAAAUGUGUGCGACUCUGCAAACAUAAUCCCACCUGCAAAGCUGUUGCAGAAGAAACCUUGAAUUAUUGUUCGAUGAAUCCAUUUCUGCAUCCAACAGGAUGGGAAGAGCCACCUAGUGGCUUGGUCACGUAUCAUGCCAACUAUGCUGCCAACGAGGCGAAGAUUGACAAGUUGAAGAAAGCUGGGGUUUGGGAUGCGUGGUCAACUGAGGAGAAGAAGUGCAUAGUAAAAGAUCCACAGUCGCAACUACUCACCGUGGACGCAGAUGAAGAACGUCGCGUGCUGGAUGUGGUGAAGAAGAGGGCUGGAGUGUACAAAGAUAAGGAUGCGCAUCCGGAAUUUGCAUCAGUUGUGCUCCUUACAGCUGCAAACUAUGCAUAUUUUUCCAUUUACAACAAUUGGCGUUGCAAUGCAGAGAGGCAUGGUUUGGAUUGGGCUGUGAUAGCCAAUGAUGACAAAGCCUUUGAAGAAUUGGGACCAGACAGAGGUUUGCUGGCGAUUGGAGAGAAAGUAAGUGGAAUGAAUGGAUGGGGCAGCGCCAAACUGGACAGCGUUGGACGGAACAAGAUGUUUAUGGUGUUGACCAUCAUGAGGAUAGCAGAUCUUGGAGUUGUGUUCACUGAUGCCGACAACAUGUUUCUUGGAGAUCCAUUUGCACAAGGGGUCCAUUUGGGAGAUCUGAUUCGCAGUGGUAAGUAUGACUAUGUCUACCAAGAGGAACUGGCCAAGGCCCCAGCAAAAGAUCACGUGGUGCCUGGUGAUGGUGGCAACACUGGUUUUUUCUACGCGACGCCACGCAACAACAAGAAGAUGAUUUCCUUCUUCACGGAUGUUGUUGCAGAGGUCGAUAGGCAGCGAGAGGAUGCUUUCCGGCGCUUCGGCGAACGCUUGGGUGCUGAUCAGCCCAUCUUCUGGCAAGUCAUGCAGAAGCUGCGAAGCACAGGUGGCAAAGUGGGCCCUGGAAGUUUCAGAUGCGUCCAUUUGUGCAGCAGCACAGCUACCUGCGAGGCUUCUCAGGAAGAUACCAUGAGGUACUGCUCCAUGGAUCCCUUCAUGCAUCCAACGGGCUGGGAGACUCCUCCCGAGGAGCGCGUCACAUAUCACGCCAACUACGCUGCCAACAUGGACAAGAUUGCCAAGCUCCAGAAGGCAGGUGUUUGGGACGCCUGGUCUGAACAGUCCAAGGGAUGCAAAGGCAGCGCUGAAGGGGAAGUGGCCAAGGUGGCGGUUACCACCAUCGACGAUGCACCUACCAAAGACAUGGAGCCAGUGCUCCAAUGCCUGCGGCUCACAAGCCCUCAGAUCACCACGCUGAAAUAUCCCUCGGAUGCUGAAGCACACUUUGAGGAGCUGCGGAAGGUGCUGAGUGAAUGGUUUGACUACGCGGCGAAGAAGUUCAUGGCUGACAUGAAGAAUCCGUACCACUGUGGAGAAGGAUACUGCGGCCCUUGGAUUGAGAAUCGCUGGAUCAAGCGCUUUCUCGGAGGCUGGGAAAAUCGCAGCGCCGGCACGAGAUUGUCAGACAUCUUUGGGCCCUUUAUUCCCAUUUUCAUGACCUACGUUGACCUUUGGGUUGCCAACGUCUUCGAGUAUGAGAACAUGAUCGAAGCAUUGCGGAAGGCAGUGAGGCCUGAUGUUGCGUACAUCACCGUGGUGCAGCACGACACCGGUCUGGUCUCCAGCCGAGAAAAGAUCAUCAAGAUCAUGAAGGAGAUUCCAAAUGUGCUGGUCUUGAGUGCGGGUGGCUAUGGACAUGUUCCUAUCCCACUCUUCAAACAGCCUGAGGAGUUGUUGGGAAAGCGCUUCUUCAAAGCGAUGGACAAGAGAGAGUUGCUCACAUCCUACAUGGGUUCUGACCACAAUGCCCCUCAGGACAUGAGAAAGAAGAUGAUCAAAACAGUGAAUGAGGAAGCAGAAAAACUGGGAGUGAAGGUUCACACUGGUUUCGGCAGUGCCGAUGAGUGGCACAAAGUCGCUGGCAAUUCGAAGGUGAGCCUCUGUCCCCGUGGAUAUGGGCGAACUGCUUUCCAUCUCUUCGAGAUUCUUCAGCUUGGCUUGAUUCCAGUGCACGUGUACUUGGACAUUCCCUGGGUGCCAUAUUCAGAUCUCUACGAAAGCAUUGGCUUCUCAACCGAUGUCAAGGGCUUGCCAGGGCUGAUGAAGAAGAUCAACGGUAUGGAUUUAAAAGAUCUGGAACGCAUGGAGGAGAAGAUCCGCUCGCUGAGGUCAAGCCAUUUCACCGACGAAGGUCUUCUGAAUCAGAUUUCGCUUUUCAUGAAGAAUGGCGGAAGUGACUUGCGAUGUCAGAAAGUGCCAUCCACAAUGAAUGGUUAGCUUAGAUAGAUUCUGAGCGCAGAAAAAAAA
Cladocopium goreaui is the source of this 3475-nucleotide messenger RNA. Lineage: Eukaryota; Dinophyceae; Suessiales; Symbiodiniaceae. The record is from the annotation of a GenBank genome assembly.